AUGCAAAAGGGAAAGACAUGGUUUAAACCUAUGUUUGAUUUUGAUAACAAUGAAAAAGACACCACAAAGAAAUUGAAGAGAGAAGUUAGGAAAGAGAGAAAAUCGUUUGAGAAGUCAUCUACACCACAUUGCAAAGAUAAGUUUGAGACACCAAUGAUUGAUCACAAAAAUUGGAUGAAAAAUUUUGAUCCAGUUAAAGUAGAGGACCUGGCUGUUCAUAGUAAAAAGAUCCAAGAAAUUGAACAAUGGUUACAUAAUUCCAGUAAGCAAUCUUAUGGUAUACUUCUUUUAAGUGGACCUGUAGGUUGUGGAAAAACUGCUACAGUACAAACCAUAGCAGCUAAACAUAAAAUCAAAAUAACUGAGUGGAUUACACCACUAGAUAUUGAAAUACCAACAGAUUAUGGUGAGAAUGAAUUUAAAGAGAAACAAUCAAAAAAAUUUGCUGACUUCAUAAUAAAUGCUGCUAAUUAUACAUCCUUAAUAGAUAAUAAUAGUAAUAAGUUGGUUUUAGUUGAGGAUUUCCCUAACAAUUUUUUGCGCACACCAUCAGAGUUCACAAAUGUUUUACAGGAAUAUAGCCAAAGAGCAAAAUCUCCCAUUGUAUUCAUAUGCUCCGAAAAUAAUUCUGAUAAUAAAAACACAGCAUUAAAUCUUUUUACACCAAGUUUCAAAGAGCAAUUUAAGAUUCAUCACAUUGUAUUCAACAGUAUCUCCACAACAGGCUUAAAGGCUGCUUUGAAGAGGGCAACUGACAUUAUAAGUAAAAAGUAUUCUGCAAUUUACAACAUUCCAUCUACAGACAUUAUAGAAUCUGUUGUUAAUACAUCAGCAGGAGAUGUUAGAUCUGCUAUAUUAAAUUUACAUUUUGCAAGUCUAAAAGGUAUAAAUCAUAGUUUAGAGACAAGUGUUAUUAAAGAAGCCAAAAUGAAAGGGAAAACAAAGAAAAAAAAAACUACAUAUAAAUUUAUGUCACUUGGUAAAGAUCAAACUGUGAGUAUUUUGCAUGGUGUUGGAAGAGUAUUAAACCCUAAGAUUUUAUUGGAAGAUGAUGGAAAGCAGAAAUUAACACAUGCUCCAGAAGAUACUGUAGAACAAUUUCUAAGUAAUCCAAGAACUUUCGUUAAUUUUCUUGAAGAGAACUACUUCCCACAUUUCUCAUGUACAAAUGAUGUUGAUAAAGCUGCAUCAGCACUGAGUUAUGCCGAUUACAUGCUUGCUGAAUGGAGGGAAAAGUAUUGUCAAGAGUAUGGAUUAUAUAUUGCAGUUGCAGGGUUGAUGCUGGCUAAUAAAACGCCAGUGUCUGCCUGGAAUCCCGUUAGAGGCCCAAAAAACAUGAAUGUUAAAUAUCCUUCAGUCCAAGAGUUGCCUCUUCUAAAUAAAAGUUACAUAUACAAAGGAAAAAUCCUUGCAACUGAUUAUAUCUCAUACUGUAAAAUAAUUGGGUCCAAGAGUUGCUGUGAAGAAUCAUUAAAUGAAGAUGAAUAUAUAGAA
Molecule: messenger RNA, 1494 nt
Organism: Iphiclides podalirius (scarce swallowtail)
Lineage: Eukaryota; Metazoa; Arthropoda; Insecta; Lepidoptera; Papilionidae
Source: the annotation of a GenBank genome assembly